GGAGGUGUGGGGGAGGCCGGGCCCCGAGCUGACAGCGCCCGCGGGGCGGCCAUUGUGCGCCCUGCCCCGCUCCGCUCCGAUGGGCGAGGGGGCAGCCUCGCCUCGCCUCGCCUCGCCUCGCCCCGCCGCUGCCCGGCGCUUUGUGCAGGGCCGUGCAGCAGCAGCAGCAGCAGCAGCAGAUCUGGAGUCGAUCCCAGCCUGAGCUCCCAGGAUCCUGUCACCAUGGAGACUGAAAGUGAGCAGAACUCCGGCUCCAGCAGCGGCAGCUCCAGUUCUGGAGGAAGCACCCGUCCUCAGAUAUCACAGAUGUCUCUGUAUGAGCGACAGGCUGUGCAGGCUCUUCAAGCACUCCAGAGACAGCCCAAUGCCGCUCAGUACUUUCAUCAGUUUAUGCUCCAGCAGCAGCUUAACAGUGCCCAGCUUCACAGCUUGGCUGCUGUCCAGCAGGCUACAAUUGCAGCCAGCAGACAAGCCAGCUCCCCCAACACCAGCACCCCACAACAGACUACCACCACCCAGGCCUCCAUCAAUCUAGCCACCACAUCAGCAGCUCAGCUGAUUAGUCGCUCACAGAGUGUGAGUUCCCCCAGUGCCACAACUCUGACGCAGUCUGUGCUCCUUGGGAAUACCACCUCACCACCUCUCAAUCAGUCACAGGCCCAGAUGUACCUCCGGCCACAGCUGGGGAACCUGUUGCAGGUAAACCGGACCUUGGGCCGCAAUGUGCCUCUUGCCUCCCAACUCAUCCUGAUGCCUAAUGGGGCCGUGGCUGCUGUCCAGCAGGAGGUACCACCCACCCAGUCUCCUGGGGUCCAUGCAGACACAGACCAGGUGCAGAACUUGGCUGUGAGGAGCCAGCAGACCUCAUCCACUAAUGCCCAGCUCCAAAGCUCUGCUCAGAAGGCAGCUCUACCAGGAAACUCCCAGGCUUCGUGCCUGCCACAGGCCACAAGUACAGGCCAGACCUUGGCAGCAGCUCAGGUGUCUUCUAGCAGCACAGGCCAGUCCCUCAACUUGAGUCAGGGGGCAGCAGGCAGCAAUGGUGUCUCUGGGGGUGUGGUGGCAAGCAGUGGGAGCCAGACCUCAACAGGACUGAGCCAGACAGCCUCGGCAGGUGCCGCUGGCAGUUGCCAAAGGAAAGGCACAGGGGUAGUGCAACCACUACCAGUAGCAGCUGCCCAGGCAGUGACUAUCAGCCAGGGAAGCCAAACGGACACAGAGAAUGCAGCCACAAAGAAGGGCGAAACGGACAGUGGCGGACAGCAGACAGUGGGCAUGAACCUGACGCGGACAGCUACACCAGCACCCAGCCAAACGCUGAUAAGCUCAGCCACGUAUACACAGAUUCAGCCACACUCAUUGAUCCAGCAGCAGCAGCAAAUUCACCUGCAGAAGCAGGUGGUGAUUCAGCAGCAGAUUGCCAUUCAUCACCAGCAGCAGUUCCAGCACCGCCAGUCCCAGCUCCUCCACACAGCCACCCAUCUCCAGCUGUCCCAGCAGCAGCAACAGCAGCAGUCACCAUCUCUGACCCAACAGCAGCAACAAGCUCAACCUCCACAGCAGCAGGCGCCACCUCAAAACCAGCAGCAGGCUCAGACCCUUGUGGUGCAACCGAUGUUGCAGUCCCAGGCACAGCCUGUUCAGCUCCAGCAGGACAGUUCUUGCCAGCCAGCCACCAAAUCACCUGUUCCAAUCCAGUCAAAAUCUAUGGUCGCUCCCAUCAAACCGCCUCAGCUUGGGCCUGCCAAAAUGUCAGCAGCGCAGCAGCCUCCGCCACACAUUCCUGUGCAGGUGGUGGGUACUCGGCAGCAGGGCUCAGGCCAAGCCCAAGCACUGGGUUUAGCUCAGAUUACUGCAGCAGUGACGACUUCCCGGGGAAUGCCAGCUGUGGUCCAGCCCGUUUCCCAAGGCCAUGCUGCUUCCCCAUCCUCUUCAGCUCCACCAUCCUCACAGGAAGCUCCCCCUCUCACCACAGGGGUGAAUUUGGCACAAGUUCAAGGCACAACCCACAUGGUGAAGAGCCCAGCCUCCUCUCCAGUUGUGGCUCAGAUGCCAGCAGCAUUCUACAUGCAGUCUGUCCAGCUGCCAGGCAAGUCUCAGACCUUAGCAGUAAAACGCAAGGCAGAGUCAGAGGAGGAGAAGGAGGAAUCAGCCAGUGUCACUGCACUGCUGCCUGCCAGGUCUUCUCCUGUGACAGACAGCCCCAAAAACAUGGAGGAGAAGAAUGGCUUUGGAGAUAAAUCCGAUCCUGCUGCCGCUGCGACCCCAAAUACCACCUCCAGUGAAGGAGCAUCAGUCACCCCCACCUCUGCACCCACCCCAAACCUAGCAAUGGUGUCACGUCAGAUGGGAGACUCCAAACCCCCACAAGCCAUUGUUAAGCCCCAGAUCCUCACGCACAUCAUUGAGGGCUUUGUCAUCCAGGAAGGAGCAGAACCCUUUCCGGUGGGUUCUCAGCUGCUGAAAGAAUCUGAGAAACCACUGCAGGGAGGGGCUCCUUCUGGCCAGAGUGAAAACCUGUCUAGCAAUUCUCCAGGAGGGGACAGUGCUUCUAUGGAGCUUGAUAAGAAGGCAAACUUGCUGAAGUGUGAAUACUGUGGGAAGUAUGCCCCAGCCACCCAGUUCCGUGGCUCCAAGAGGUUUUGUUCCAUGACCUGUGCUAAAAGGUACAAUGUCAGCUGCAGCCAUCAGUUUCGGUUGCAGAGAAAGAAGAUGAAAGAAUUCCAGGAAGCCAACUAUGCUCGUGUGCGCCGACGGGGAUCGCGGCGCAGCAGCUCUGAAAUUGCUCGAACAAAGAUCCAGGGCAAGCGUCACAGGGGUCAAGAGGACUCAAGUCGAGGUUCUGAUAACUCCAGCUAUGAUGAGGCUCUGUCCCCUACGUCUCCAGGACCCCUGUCAGUACGGGCCAGCCACGGAGAGAGGGACCUGGCAAACUCUAGCAUGGCCCCACCUACCCCGGAUCUACAUGGCAUCAACCCAGUCUUCCUGUCCAGCAAUCCCAGUCGCUGGAGUGUGGAGGAGGUGUACGAGUUCAUUGCAUCAUUGCAAGGGUGCCAGGAGAUUGCAGAGGAGUUUCGAUCACAGGAAAUAGAUGGCCAGGCCCUGUUGCUUUUGAAGGAGGAACACCUCAUGAGUGCCAUGAACAUCAAGCUGGGACCAGCUCUCAAGAUUUGUGCCAAGAUCAACGUCCUCAAGGAGACCUAACAGCUCGUGGCAGUAGAUUCACUUCAGCUCUGACACCCAGAGCAGCUGCCAGCUUUGCAGGAUCCUGCUGGGGCAGGGAAGAAUGGGAUGAUCCCUUGUGGUCUUGUAUUCAAGAAGAAUGAGAAGGAAUUUGACUGAAACUGCCGUGUACAAGCCCAUGUUUUGGUCUUUUAAUGGUGCUACAAGGGGGAUGAAAACUCCUACCUGGGGCCUUUAAAACUUGCCUUCUUCCUGGUUUUGAAUAUGCCUCUCCCGUUUACCACAUCAAGAAGGGAAAGGAGACUUCUUUCUGUUUUAGCAGACUUCUGAAAGGGGCCCUUGUCCCUUCUUGCUACAGCAGGUUUGUUGGAUCUUAUUUGAGUCUUGUGUCAGAACUUGAAGCAUAGGAAGACCCUGUCCUGUAUGGAUAUUGGGGGCAGCUGUGCUUGAGGCAUUUAGGAAGCAAAUUAGUAAAUUUCAAGUGACAGAUGUGGACAAAAAAGAACUAGAGCAAGAGGCUGCUUCUGUUACAAUUCUAAAUAACUAACCUAGGCUGUUUAUGAACUGGGUUUAAUAGCCAUUCCAGCAUGCAUACCAAACUUGAAGGCACAUGGCAAUAGGAGCUGCCUUAGCUUUACUGUCUCCUGUAGAGAUUCAGAUCAAAGACUGAGUGUUUCGGCAGCUAUUCACUCCAGAUGCUCCUCAUUGAAACAGUCAGAGGAGCAUUUAUCCUGAGUACUUACGACAAGGUGAUGGGGAAAUCAGAGUGGGGGGUUGUCUUACAUUAGGAAAUCCUAUACCACUUGGUCUGUCUCCCCAGUAUGUGAGUGCAAGGGUAUAAUUUACAGAUCCAAAGCAGUCUCAAGAAGCACCAAGGCUCUUCAUAAAUCAGCUGUUUUGUUGGUUUUUCUUUUUGCUUCUUUGAUUUGUUUUAUGGGGUGGGGGUGGGGAUUGUUCUCUUACCUGUUUGUAUUAUUUUUGUGUCUGUCUUUAUUAUCCUCAGGAGAGCUUAUGGGACAAAGUUUAAGCUGGCAGGAUUGUAUUACCUGCCUCUGACUUUUUUUGGUGACGAUGUAAGACAAAUACUUCUCUUCCUCAGUAUAAAAAACAAAAAACACUCCAACUGAAUUAUGAUCCUUUAGUACUUCUUUCUAAGGGGUACAACUAUGUUCUAGGCUAAGCCCCUGCUACUCAGCUCCCACAGUUUUUAAGGACCAAAUCCAGAAGUUUUGUGACACUUCAGCAAAAGCAAAACUGUGGGCAGUUGUUUUCUUCCAGCACAUCUGCUUUAAAAAAGGAAAAAAAAAACACUCUACAAAGCAUGAAGAUGUAAGUGUCCCCUACAGCCACAUACCUGAAAGCAAGAUUUAAAAAAAAAAAAAAAAGCUUUUCUAUUUUCAGAAGUUUCAUAUGCGUACUUGAGUGAAAUGCAAGAAUGUUCUGUCUGAAAAACACCUACUAUUGUAGGAGAGCUGUAAUUGCAUGGGGGAAGGCCUAAGGGCCUAAGUAAGAAAACCUGAGAGAUCUUUGGAAUGGGCUCUUUAUUGACUCAUCAGAAAAAGAGGGGGAAGUGCUCAGAAGAUGCUACAAUGUGGAGGCAACUUCUGAUCUUUAAUUAACACAGGCCCAAAGGAAGCUGCCUGAUAACGCUUUUCAGCCUAAAUAGAGGGGGGGGGAUGGUGUGCACGCACAGAUGGGGGGAGUUUAGAACUUCUAACAGUAAAGGAAAGCUGCCACAAACCAUUUUAUUUAGCAGGCUGACUGUGACAAAACUCAUGUUUAGUUUAACCCUCAGCAGGGUAGGCAGCCAUGUAUAUUACUAGCUGCCUUUGAGGACUGGAUUUAUUUCAGUGAAAUGGAAACAUUUCACAUUAUUUCAUGUUCAGUGUUCUUAAUAAAAAAAAAUGCUUGUUCAGGCUUUA
Anas platyrhynchos (mallard) is the source of this 5105-nucleotide messenger RNA. RefSeq names its product polyhomeotic homolog 1 (gene PHC1). NCBI's taxonomy places the organism in Eukaryota, Metazoa, Chordata, Aves, Anseriformes, Anatidae. Gene Ontology annotation, molecular function: zinc ion binding; histone binding; chromatin binding. Gene Ontology annotation, cellular component: nucleus; PRC1 complex. The record is from RefSeq and is a predicted model, not a curated record. Gene Ontology annotation, biological process: negative regulation of DNA-templated transcription.